Molecule: messenger RNA, 621 nt
Organism: Clunio marinus
Lineage: Eukaryota; Metazoa; Arthropoda; Insecta; Diptera; Chironomidae
Source: the annotation of a GenBank genome assembly
AUGGGCGAAAACGAAGCAUCGAUUUCAUCAAAUGUAGAAAGACUCACCAAAAAUAACUAUGCUGGUUGGAUCGAACAGAUUGAAGCCAUGUUCUACAAGCAAAAACUUUUGUUUGAUUUGGAUGGAAAAGAUGCGACAAAAGAAAAUUAUACUGAAAGUAUUAAAAAUGCCUACUACGAAAUUAUUGAUGAAAUAAUAGUUCUAUAUAGACAGAUGAGUGAUAAGGGAACCAUUAACCCUGAAUUCAUUAAAGUCGCAAAUUUAUUAGUAUCAUUGCAAAAUGAAUUUCCAUAUAUUAUAUCAACAUUUAUAAAUGUGAAAGAAGAUUUGAAAUUUGAAAAUAUUGUGAGUGCAAUACUAACUGAAAUUGAUAAUAACACUCAAAUGAGUUCAAUGUACACUAACAUACAACACAAAACAUUGUCAACUUCUUCACAUAUGAAUUCAAAAGUCUUUUCAAGCAUUUUUGAUCGUCUUGAAUCAUCAGAAAAAUUCAAAAUGAAUAAAUUAAAACGCAAAUCAAACUUUGAAAAUUCCAAAGAGGAAGAUGAUAUCAUUUUGGAAACCUUUUGUGAUCAAUCUAAAAUAGAUGAAUUCCAUAAAUCAGAGCCGAAGUCAUGA